AUGACAGUCUUAUAUCUGUCCAGACUGCUCGGUCUCUGGCUAUGUGUCACCCUAACCACCGCUCUCACCCUUCCAGAGCUCCGACAUAGGUCCAUCUAUCAAGUCAUCACGGAUCGUUUCGCCCGAGCGGAUGAUCAGAUAGUAGCUUGUGAUACAGGUGCUAGGUUAUAUUGCGGAGGUGAUUGGAAAGGUUUGGAAAGACGGUUGGAUUAUAUUCAAGGGAUGGGUUUUGAUACGGUUUGGAUAUCCCCAGUGGUUGCAAACAUAGAAGGAACCACCAUCUCCCUCGGGGACGCCUAUCACGGAUACUGGGCUUCGGAUAUGUCAAAGGUCAACCAUCAUUUCGGUACUGAACAAGAUUUGAUAGAUCUCUCAAAUGCUAUUCACUCCAAAGGGAUGUAUCUCAUGGUAGACGUUGUCGCCAAUCACGUCGGCACGAUAUCAAGACAGGUUUUCAAUCCCAGCAACUUUUAUGGUGUAUUUGAUGAUCCUGAUGAUUUUCAUGAAUUUUGUAUUCCUAAUGAUUGGGAUGAUUCUACUCAGAUCGAACAAUGUUGGUUAACAGAAGAAAUGGCAGAUCUCAACACUGAAAACCCUAAAGUCGUUGGAGCCUUACAUACCUGGAUACGUCAACUGGUACAGAAAUACUCUAUCGACGCAUUACGUAUAGAUACAGUGAAACAUAUCCGGAAAGAUUUCUGGCCAGAUUUCAUCUUUCAAGCUGGUGUAGCCGCCAUGGGUGAAGUUUUACAAGGUGAUCCAUCUUAUCUCGGACCAUAUCAACGUUCAGCAGUGGGGAGUUUAUUAGAUUAUGCUACUUUUUGGCAUUUGAGAAGAGCUUUCGAAAGUACAGAAGGAAAUAUGAGAUCUUUAGCGGAGAUGAUUGGGAGAGUACAUAGGUUAUUACCUGAUCCCACUCUUCUAGGAAGUUUCUUAGAUAAUCAUGAUUUUGCCAGAUUGGCAGGUGUGGCUCCUGAUCCCGUGUUGGUGAAGAACGCUGCGGUAUAUCCAUUCAUCAGUGACGGAUUUCCGAUUGUUUAUAUGGGACAAGAACAUGGUUUGAGAGGAGGUCAUGAUCCACAUAACCGAGAAGCUAUCUGGUUACAUGGCUACGAGACCACUUCCAAGUAUCUUAACGAUCAGCCCCUCUAUUCAACCUUUCUCACACUAAACACAGCUAGAAGAAAAGCCAUCCAACAUCCACCUUUCUUAUCCACCCUCAUCCGUACUUUAAUUCUUAACAAUCAUACCAUAUCAAUAUCCAAACCACCUCUCUUGACGAUUCUCACCAACUCAGGUUCUCUAUCUCCCACAUUUGUGGUUCACGUACCAAGUAUGUUAACAUCUUAUAAACCUCUUUUACCUGUGAUCGACGUAAUAUCCGGUCAGAUAUUCUCUACUGAUCCACGUGGAGGAUUAUCCGUUCCUUUAUUGAAUGGAGAACCUAGGGUUUUUCUUCCACUAUAUAUUCACUUGGGUGAAGAGGUAGAAGCGGAAUUGUGGAUGAGUACGAAUAAGGUUGAAAAGCAGAGUCAAGAGAGGAAACAGAGACAUAAAAAAGGAAUGGGUUCUUUAGUUGGUUGGUUGAGUUUAUCUAGAUAUUCUGAUCAACCAGAAUUGUGA
Molecule: messenger RNA, 1623 nt
Organism: Tremella mesenterica DSM 1558
Lineage: Eukaryota; Fungi; Basidiomycota; Tremellomycetes; Tremellales; Tremellaceae
Exons: 11
Coding region: 1-1623 (540 amino acids)
Biological process (GO): carbohydrate catabolic process
Molecular function (GO): calcium ion binding; alpha-amylase activity
Source: RefSeq, a predicted model, not a curated record